AUGGUGGGCGGUGCCUCUCCCUUGUCUGACGGAAUCCAAGCCGCCACGGAUUACGGUUACUACGACUACGACUACAACUACAACGGCUCUUUGGUGAUCCUGGGGGAGGACGAGCCCCAGCAAUUUGGCAGGACAUUCUCCAGCGUUCUGUACACCCUGAUCUUCAUCCUCAGCCUGGUGGGGAACAGCUUCCUGCUCUGGGCUCUGCUGGUGCGGGAGGACCUGAGGAAGACCACCACGCUCUUCCUCCUGCAGCUGGCCGUGUCUGACCUGCUAGUCACGCUGACACUGCCCUUCUGGGCCGUCUAUCACCUGCACCACUGGGUCUUCAGCACGCCCGGCUGCCACCUCCUCGUCUUCCUCUUCUUCCUCGGCUUCUACGGCUACAUGGCGUUCCUGGCGGCGGUGACGGUGGACCGCUACCUGGCCGUGGUCCACGCCGUGCUGAUGCGGCGGCUGCAGUCUCGGCUGUGCGUCGCGCUCUUUAGUGCCUCCCUGUGGCUGGUGUGCGUCGCCGCGAGCGUCCCGGAGGCUGGGUGCAGGUCGGCCAGGCGGGCGCAGGCCGUGCGGCUGAUCUUCUGCAUGGUGCUGGGGAUCUUCGCCUGCUGGGCGCCCUACAACGUGGUGCUGAUCCUGGGCGCCCUGCAGCUCCUGGGCUGCCCCGGGCUGACAGGGCCCGAGGCCAAAGAGAGCCUGGCAUAUGCGUACUACGUGUGCCACGCCCUGGCCUACUGCCACUGCUUCCUCAACCCCGCCCUCCACGUCUUCGGCAGCGAAAGGUUCCGCAGUUACCUCUCCGUGGGCCUGCUGUUCCUGCUGCCGCUGGCCGUGGUGGUGUACUGCUACGCCCGGCACCGGACGGUGACCGUGGUGCUGUGCAUCGUGGCGGCCUUCUUCGUCUGCUGGGGCCCCUACAACGUGCUGCUGGUGCUGGAGGCCAUGUAUGGGACGGGGGGCACGGACUGUGACUCCCGGGUGCGGAUGGACCUGGCGCUGGCCUGCACCCGCGUCCUGGCCUACUGCCACUGCUGCUUCAACCCCACUUCACCCACAGGUUCAGGGCCCACCUCGCCAAAGUGUUCCUCUGCUGUCGCCCGCGGCAACCUGGAGCUGCCAAUGAGGGGGCGGGGGUGGGGUCGGGGGCGGGGCCUGGCACCGUCCAUAACAGUUCUAACAGCCUCUGGAAGGAGGGGGUGA
This is a messenger RNA of Anguilla rostrata (American eel), 1197 nucleotides long. Its product is annotated as chemokine XC receptor 1-like. The coding region runs from base 1 to 1197 and encodes 398 amino acids. Gene Ontology annotation, cellular component: membrane; external side of plasma membrane. The record is from RefSeq and is a predicted model, not a curated record. The transcript has 4 exons. Gene Ontology annotation, molecular function: C-C chemokine binding; C-C chemokine receptor activity. NCBI's taxonomy places the organism in Eukaryota, Metazoa, Chordata, Actinopteri, Anguilliformes, Anguillidae. Gene Ontology annotation, biological process: immune response; positive regulation of cytosolic calcium ion concentration; G protein-coupled receptor signaling pathway.